GACGGCCUCAUGGGCAUGGGCUACCCCGCCAUCUCCUCCUACGGCGCCUUGCCCGUCUUCAACACGUUCGUCUCCCAGGGCCAGACCGAUGCGGGCGUCUUCGGCUUCAAGCUGACCUCGUCCGGCGCCGAGCUCACCAUCGGCAGCGUUGGCCAGUCCGCUGUGUCCGGCGACUUCACCUACGCGCCCGUC
This is a messenger RNA of Coniophora puteana RWD-64-598 SS2, 192 nucleotides long. RefSeq lists its product as uncharacterized. The transcript has a single exon. Lineage: Eukaryota; Fungi; Basidiomycota; Agaricomycetes; Boletales; Coniophoraceae. The record is from RefSeq and is a predicted model, not a curated record. The annotation marks the transcript as partial.